Molecule: messenger RNA, 219 nt
Organism: Diversispora eburnea
Lineage: Eukaryota; Fungi; Glomeromycota; Glomeromycetes; Diversisporales; Diversisporaceae
Source: the annotation of a GenBank genome assembly
AUGAGAAGACAAGGAACAUUAUAUCUAGAGCAAUCACUAAAUGCAAACCCACACACUGCAAUUACAUCUCCAGGACAAAAGUCAAAUGAUGAAACUCCAACCUCAGUAAUAACUCGAUGCAUGGGCUGUGAGAAUACAGAAACUGAUAUUCGGAAAAAAGAAACAACUCUGAUCCAGAAAAGUCAAGAUAGUACAUUUAAAACAGAGUUGAAGAAUUAG